AUGUUACAAAAACAGCAAUUUUAUCAGCGUCAAACUGGGUCGUGCGGCUUCCAUACGCAUAGUAAAUAUGCUGAUAGCUUUGGUGAUAAUCAAGAGCGAAGAAUCAUAAUUAUAGGAAAGGUUGGAGCUGGCAAAAGUGCUAUCGGGAACGCUAUACUGGGUCAAAAAGUUUUUAAAAGUAAACAAAGUUUCUGCAGUGUCACACAGGAGUGUUGCGUAGAAGACGUCAUCAGGAAUAAUAGACGAUUUAUUGUUUGUGAUACCCCAGGAGCCAAUGGCUUGCUUGAGGAUCGCGAAAAUUUCAUGAAUCAUUUAAAAAGAUGUUUAUAUGUCACAUCGCCUGGAUUCCACGUCAUUCUCUUCGUAAUUUCUGCAGGACAGAGAAUUGAGCAGUCCGAUGUAAAUAUGUUCAAGGAAUAUGAAAAACUACUAGGAGAUCAAGCGUAUACUUAUUCGAUCAUUGCUUUCACUCGUGUUGAGCCUGAUGAAUGUGAAGGAUUGAUACGUGAUUCGAAAGAAAUUUCAGAGCUACGUAGAAAAUGUGGAGAUCGGGUCCUUAGUUUUGGAAAUCAACAAGAAAUAAGGAAGGAUUUAGUUAAGACGUUCGAAGAAAUGGUAGAAAUCCUUGUUUCCAAGAAUCAAAGUCUUCCUUUUUAUCAACACGAAGCAUAUACAGAGGCGUUCAAAAUAAUCUGUGAGGAUGCCAAAGAGUUAAAGAGGAAAAAUAAAAAUCUUUCUGACGUAGACUCCAUUACUGGAGCCAGAAAAGCAGCUUUUGAAGGCCGAUCUCCUCGUGACAAAUCUCUUAUAAAGCUGAUGAACAUGGAAAAAUGUUGCGUAAUUCUUUAA
Molecule: messenger RNA, 849 nt
Organism: Ostrea edulis (European flat oyster)
Lineage: Eukaryota; Metazoa; Mollusca; Bivalvia; Ostreida; Ostreidae
Exons: 2
Coding region: 1-849 (282 amino acids)
Molecular function (GO): GTP binding
Source: RefSeq, a predicted model, not a curated record